Messenger RNA from Mugil cephalus (flathead mullet), 8503 nucleotides. RefSeq names its product tyrosine kinase, non-receptor, 2b (gene tnk2b). Lineage: Eukaryota; Metazoa; Chordata; Actinopteri; Mugiliformes; Mugilidae. Gene Ontology annotation, biological process: protein phosphorylation; regulation of keratinocyte differentiation; signal transduction. Gene Ontology annotation, cellular component: extrinsic component of cytoplasmic side of plasma membrane. The record is from RefSeq and is a predicted model, not a curated record. Bases 2168 to 5776 code for a protein of 1202 amino acids. Gene Ontology annotation, molecular function: ATP binding; protein tyrosine kinase activity; protein binding. The transcript is spliced from 20 exons.
GUGCUCUUAGAAAAGGAUCCAUCUGGAAAAAAAAUGUUGUAGUGUCAUUCUCUGACCAGAUGAUGGAGACAAAGUACCGUCAAAAAAUAAAAAAAAUAAAUAAAAUAUACACACACACACACACACAUCCAUAUAUAUAUAUAUAUAUAUAUAUAUAUAUCCAAAGGUCAGGAUUUUUUCACCAAAGUGUGAAGCCUCUUGGAAUUUCCUCACAGAGUGACAAAAAAAAGUCAGAAAAUUGAGUGAAAAAAAAUAACUACUGUACCUCAUGUGUUAUCCUUGCAGGAGAGUUAUUGUCCUCUUUAAAUGCCUCUUGCUUUACCAGUAAGAUUGUAAAUAUUUCCGAACACAUUUUACGACCUGCACUGAACUUAUUCCUCGGAGGCUGCACUCAGUAAAUGGUAUUAUUUUUGAAAAGGGUGUCAUGUACCUUUAAGAGUGGGCAGACAGCCUGAUUCUGUACCAGAGAUAUGAAAAAUACGAAGAGGUCUCACUUCGCUACUGAUUGCUGAAGUAGAGUGAUAUUUUAAAGAAAGAAAAAAAAAAAUUUUUUCGCCAAAAUUGUACGGUACAUAAAAGUACCAUUAGAUGGGCAUGUUACGACGCUGUGAUUUUUAUCGUAAAGCUAUUUAAACUAAUAAAACGAUUUUAUGAGGUAAUCCUUUAUUCAACCCACAGUGGGGGGAUUUGCGGCAUUACAGCAGCGUGAAGUUUGCAGGCACGUGCAUGCAAGAGAUAAAAUUAAAUAUAUAAAAAAUACGAAAUUAUAAGGUUUGUUGACAAGUUAUGCCCCCUGAUCUUUCUUCGGUUUAUUUAUGAAAUAACUUUGUCAAAAAUGUUCAAAAAUAUGUGAUAUUUUCCAUGCAAUAGUGCUGUGGAAAAGAUACAGAAAAAACAUCAAGUUACACCUCGACAGAAAUACCUAAUAUGCGAAAAACAACGGCGAAAUAAAGUUAACUGACAGAAACAACUGCUCAGUCUAGAGCCAACGCACGCCCGGAGUGAUCCAUCUCGAAAAUGCGGACGAUCUUGGUGCUGUACAAAGACCUCAUAGAAGUGACGCCCGCCCGGUCGCCGCAGCCUGAGCAUAUUCUACCCCGACCGUGGACCGUGUCCUGCCCCGGACGGACAGGGCUGGCGUGUCUGCAAAGGGAGCCGUUCAACUCAGGCUGAUGCAAACAUUGCCGGCCUCCAUUCACCCGCCGUUUAAGGAACUUUAAACGAGAUGUUACAACUUUGUGGCUUGUAGCCGGCUCGUUGGACUACAAAACCAAACCCCCCACACCGGAACACGGAGGGUGACAGCAAGUGACUGGGGCUGAGAUUGACAGGCACUUCAGGCGACAAACUCCCGGGUUUGUGUCCAUCAAUGGAUGGAGAUGAAACCAUGUGAGCGUCCGCAAGCCUUGCAGUGCCUGGCGCAGCUCGGUGAACUCUCACCUCGAUGGACUGGGGGCCUCGUCUUUUUGCGGUUGAGCUUCUGCCAUCAACCUGAGAGGAGCGCCUACAGCAUCAGACAAGAAUCCAGGUUCCCGUGGCUCGGAUAUUGCUGCCACUCUGACGGCCCAGAGAAAGGGACAACUACGGCCGGGAAAUCAGUUUGGACUCGCCAAUUUGGGACUGGAACACGUGACGAGGACGAGCUGCACUUCUUCUAACAAGUGGAUUGUGUUUUUAUAUUUCGUCUGAGGAGGAGCGAUUCCUGUCUGCAGACAACAAUGCAGGAACUCAGGCUAUGUGCAUUCUGCUGGGACUUAUGCUCUGCAGCAUGCCAGAUGGAUUAAUUGUUUCCAUGAAGAUAGACAGACAGAUAGAUUUUCAGUCUGUUUUAACCACGUGAAAAUGUGAAACCCGUUGUCCGGCCGUUUUCAACGAACGCUGACUCAACCCAUUUGAUGCAGACAAUGAACGUAGCCUCGCUGGAUGAGACAAGAGCGACAGCAGAGGUAGCAGCACUGUGAUAAAUAUUGUGCCAAGCCGGGUGAAAUAAUGCCAAACAUUUCCUGUGAAUGCACGCAGGAUGCCGCCCUUGUGUUCCUAAUGGCAGCGUGGACCUCAAAGCAAGCCGCCUGACUGAGUGCGUGGGCUGCUUUCUGACUGGAGCUGUAGCUAUUUGAGGACUCGGAGGACACGUAGCCCCGGGGCAGGUAGCGGCCGGGUGGUGACGAUGGGGGAGACGGCAGAGUACCAGAGACUGCAGGAGACGUCAGAGUGUGACUACCAACGCCUGCCCAGCGAUGACGAAGAGAAACUGGGUAGUAGCAUGCAGUGCGAGGAGGGAACUGAAUGGUUGCUGGAGCUGCUGAUGGAGGUGCAGUUGCAGCAGUACUUCCUGCGGAUCCGAGAUGACCUCAACGUCACCCGGCUGUCACAUUUUGACUAUGUGAAGAAUGAAGACCUGGAGAAAAUUGGCAUGGGUCGACCCGGCCAGAGACGGCUAUGGGAGGCUGUGAAAAGGAGGAAAGCCAUGUGCAAGCGCAAGUCCUGGAUGAGCAAGGUGUUCAGUGGAAAGCGUCCAGACGGAGGAGACUUCCCCCAGCAGGGCCAGCCAGCCUCCUCGUUUCGGAAGAGGUCUACCACGCCUCCGCUGGGCUUGGGGGACGGAGUCUUGUCCACGCAGUCCGGUGUCGGGGCUCCUCUUGAUGGGCAGCAGCAGGCUCUGACCUGCCUCAUCCCGGAGAAGGACUUGACGCUGUUUGAGAAGCUCGGGGACGGCUCCUUCGGUGUCGUGAAGAGAGGAGAGUGGCUGACACCUGCUGGAAAGGUGUUGAACGUAGCUGUGAAGUGUCUGAAGACGGAUGUGCUCAGCCAGCCGGACGCUCUGGAGGAUUUCAUCUGCGAGGUCAACGCCAUGCACUCCCUGGACCACCAGAACCUCAUUCGCCUCUACGGUGUGGUGCUCACACACCCAAUGAAGAUGGUGACUGAAUUGGCUCCUCUGGGUUCUCUCCUGGAGCGGUUGCGCUGCGUUCGCCCACAGGGUCCGGUGUUGAUCCACACUUUGUGCCAGUAUGCCGUGCAGGUGGCUUGCGGCAUGGCCUAUCUGGAACAAAGGAGGUUCAUCCACAGAGACCUGGCAGCCAGGAACAUCCUGCUGGCCUCAGCUCACAGAGUGAAGAUCGGUGACUUUGGCCUGAUGAGGGCGCUGCCAAACAACCACGAGCACUAUGUCAUGCAGGAGCAUCGCAAGGUCCCCUUUGCAUGGUGCGCCCCAGAAAGUUUGAAGACGAGAACCUUCUCCCAUGCUACGGACACGUGGAUGUUUGGAGUCACUCUCUGGGAGAUGUUCACACAUGGCCAGGAGCCUUGGCUUGGCCUUAAUGGCAGCCAGAUUCUGCAUAAGAUUGAUAAAGAAGGCGAGCGCCUCCCUAAGCCAGAGGACUGUCCGCAGGAUAUCUAUAAUGUCAUGCUGCAGUGCUGGGCUCAGAAACCAGACGACAGACCAACAUUCGUCGCCCUGCGUGAAUUCCUGCUUGAGACCAUGCCCACAGACAUGUGUGCUCUACAGGACUUUGAAGAGCAGGACAAACUCCUGAUCCAGAUCAACGAUGUUAUUACCAUCAUAGAGGGGAGGGCAGAGAAUUACUGGUGGCGAGGUCAAAACAAGCGUACCCUUAAGGUCGGCCAGUUCCCCAGGAACGUGGUGACGUCGGUGGCGGGGUUGUCUGCACACGACAUCAGUCGGCCGCUCAAGAACAGCUUCAUCCACACAGGACACGGGGACAGCAACCCCCAACGCUGCUGGGGCUAUGCUGACAGGAUUGAUGAUUUGUACCUCGGGAAUCCCAUGGAUCCUCCUGAUGUUCUGGGUUUAGACCUCAGUGCUGCUCGGCCCACACAGCUACCAGGACGAUCUAAAAAGGAGCCUCCUCCCCGCCCUCCUCAGCCAGCAGUAAUAAUCAAGAAACCUUGCUAUGAUCCUGUAAACGAAGAUGAAGAUCUGACCUCGGCAGGACUGAAGAGAUUAUCACUUCGGAAAACAGGUUCUCUCAAAGGCCUCAAGCUUAAACCAGCUGCGUGGGUCUCUGCUUCCAAACAAGGGAGCAACAAGACGCUAGGCUCAGCCCAAAACCCCAACAGUGAAGUGUCCCUCAUUGACUUUGGGGAGGAGUUCUCCCCAUCCACACCCUCUCCCUCCCCUGUGGUUGAAAUUCGGAUUCCCUCAUUGGCCAAGCUGGCUUUGGACGCAGAGAACAUCCUGGACAGGACUCCACCUCAAAGCCCGUCUAGAUCGUUGCCCCGGCCCCUUCACCCCACACCAGUAGUGGACUGGGAUGCACGUCCAUUACCCCCACCUCCAGCCUAUGACGAUGUAGCACAAGAUGAAGAUGAUAUGGAGGUGAGCUCCAUCAACAGCUCGGAGCAGCAGCACGAGGAGGAGUACAGCGAUGUCCACAAUCCAGAUGAAAUCCCCUCCUAUGCACGGAACGUGGACGGCGAGGCUCUUGACCACAGGGGGCAAGACGGACCAGGUCUGGAGGACAACCUCUUCCUCCCCAGCAAGCACAGCCAAUGCCUGUCCACCUCUUUCUCCCAGUCUGCAGAGAUCUUUCAAGAACUUCAGCAAGAAUGCAUGAGGAAGCUCAACGUACCAAUAGGAAGUGCUCAUCGGUCAUGCUCCCCAUACAAGAGCUCAGUGUCAUGUCCCCAGACCCAGGAGGGACAGCAAAGCGUCCUAUCUUCCACUGAGGAUAAACCCCAGAUCCCCCCACGUGUUCCCAUCCCCCCUCGCCCUAUAAAGAGGGGUGACUACACGUCUGCUCGCUGGUCCAGGGACCUCUCCCUUUCUCCAAUGCCAGCUGACAUCACUGAGGACAUUUCAGGCACAGGCAAAGACCGACCACCUCAGAUCCCUCCCAGAGACCCUUUGUCUCAGCCGGGCUCAAGAACUCCAAGCCCCAUGUGUCUGGUCGUGGGCUCGCCCCAGCAGAGGUUGUAUUCUGCCAGCCCCACCGCCAUGCAAGCUACCCUUUCAUCUAGCUCCUCAACACACACCUACAGCUCCUACCUCUCCACCUCUCCGGGUAAACUCAUGCCCACUACACACAGCUUUGCCUCAGAUCCUAAAUAUGCUGCACCCAAAGUGAUCCAAGCCCAGGCGCAGGGGAAGGACUCUUCCAGCAAGGGCCCCUGUAUCCUGCCCAUCGUCCGCGACGGCCGAAAAGUCAGCAACACGCACUAUUACCUUCUGCCAGAGAGGCCACCGUACCUGGAUCGGUUCGACCGCUUCUUCAGGGAGGCAGAGAGCGUUCCUGGCAGCGAAGCCGAGGAGAGGCAUGUGCGGCACACUAACACUGCCACCGUGAGACCCAUGGUGGUCAGCAGUCAGACAGUGCAGGGACACGCCCAGGGGCAGGGGCUCGUCCCGCUGGGCGAACUCAAGGCUAACUUCUCCACCAAUAAUAACAGCAAUCUGAGCGGACCGCGGCCAGGGAUGAAGACAUCAGUUAGUCUUCCUCGUGUCAGUUCAGAUGGUCUGACGGCGCCUGCUUCCUGCACCAGGACUGACGGAGGAGGGAACUCAGCUGACAGGGUCAAAAUGGUGCAGGAGGCGGUGCAUGGUGUGACAAUAGAGGAGUGCCACGCCGCCCUUCAGAACCAUAACUGGAAUGUCCAGAAAGCUGUGCAUUACCUAAAGGUGGAGCAGUUGUUCUGUUUGGGUCUGAGGAGCAGGUCAGAGUGUCUCAAGCUGCUGGAGAUGUGUGACUGGAACCUGGAAGUGGCCAGCACUCAGAUGUUAGAUAACUAUGGAUCCACAACCAGACAGAGGCGGUGACAGGAAUCCCAAGCUGCUGAGCUCUGACUGGGAGCUCAUCCUCAGCAGAACAUCAUCAGAGAAGGGCUACGUUCUCCUGACCCUCUCCGUUCGAUGGCACAACUCCAAUCAGAAGACUUGUCAUCUGAGGACGGAAGAAUCAAGCUCAGAAUACUCCACUUCGUGAUGGUGCCAGUCAUAGUUACCACUGAGUGAAAAAAAAAAAGACUUAAGGCCACGGUUUGAUUGUGGCCUGAAAGUUCUGUGACAGUUGCACUUAGGAAGAAACUGUAUAUUUUCAUCCACCGUCCUCUCAAAAAUGACUGUGUCACAGUCACAGAUUCCGGGUGCUACCGUACUCAGAUGUGAGGCCCUCUUACUGCCACAGACACACUGUUGACCAUGUGCAGUGAGAUACUUAGGACUGCAUUAGAAAUACAGCUUGAAAUGACUAUGAAGAGGCAAAAUAUGACAACAUGCACAGUAAUACUCAGUGAAGAAGUUGGCAGAGCGUUACUGAAAUAAUAUCGUGCAGUUCAGCACAGAAGCUAAAUACUGUACAAUUUGUGUGUGUGCGCUCGUGUGUGUGUGCGUGCGUGUGUGUGUGUGUGUGUACGUGUACAGUUCAUUACAGUUCAACCUCCUGCAUUAGCGGCUGGAACCUCACGUGCCAGCAAUUAUUCUGACAAUGUUUUAAAAUCACACAGUACCUCUGACACACCCGAGCACAGUAAAAUAUGUCAAAGCAAUAUAGCACAGGAAGUCAUUUGGCCUGAUAACUGUUAUUACGAGGAGUGGAGAUAAAAAAUGAUGAAGAAUGUCUGCUGCUGAAAGCCUGUGGUGGAAAGAGAAAAUGUGCGUGGGAAAGAUACUCCUCCCAAAGAAACAUUAAGGUUUCUCUUUUAUAAAAGAAAAAAAACGGAUCUCCUCAAUACGUUUACAGCUACAGGAGGGAGGUCGUGAGGCAGCGCUUUGCUGUCUGUGCAAAGACUAAAAGGUCAAACCAGUGCAGUAUUGACCUGAAUCAAGACUUCAAUAUAAACACAGGACUUGUUUGCUUUGAAAGACAUACAAAACUGUUUAAUUUAUGUUUAAUGAGGCAGAGAGGCUUGUUUGUAUUUGUGGCAAGUGUAUUAAAUUCUAGUAUAUUAAUUUAAUAUAUUUCCAGCAUAAUCCUCAGAGACAAGAGAAGACUGUUAUGUCCAUUACUGGCCGCAGCAUAUGUUUUAUUUUCAUACUAAUCCAUGACCAUCACCACAAGUGGCUAAGAAAAACAAAAAGACCACAGAUUGAGUAAAGCUUCGUACACCUUGGAUACAGUCUUUUCUUACUCCUUCUUUCUAAGCACGUUGCAGACACAGAGCUCCUGUGCAUCACCUGAAAACUCUGCCGUCGUAUUGUCGUCCGUGUUCGCCCAGACUCUGUUGGCAGCUAAUAACAGCAGAAUAGUGAAAUCUACCCAGAGGCUCACACAUCCUGUAACAUAAUCAUCACUUAAAGCCACGUCUCGUGAUAUUUUCGUCAGCAGCUUGAGGGGCAAUAAUUUAAGACUGAGAGGACGUGUCGGCUCCGGGUGAAGUCGGUGCUGGACGUGACAGUGCUCUCCGUGAAUGUCACUUAGAGCCAAUGCAGAGAACGUUUGGGCCCGUCGAGGUUUCUGUACAUCCACUGCGUGAGGUGGAAAACUGAACGUAGAAGAAAUAAAAGGAAUGCAUUGACGCCUGAAAUCCACUUUAAUGUUGUCAAACAAAUGUUGUAAAAAUAUUCAUUUUGUCUCUGUAGAAAAAAAGAACCUUUUUUUUUUUUUUUUACCAACUGGUCCCCAUCUUUUUAGUAGUUUUUAGUAAGUACAACAUAAGUGUAAGCCCUGACAUCCAACAAUUCAACACUUCCAUGCGUCCACAACCCAACUCCAUUAUGUCACAUCUAAGCAGAACUUCAGAUGGCCUCUUAAAAGCUCAUAUAGAGCUGCAACAAACUGAGCACAUGAAGAGGCUAGUGUAUUUGUGUGUGUGUGUGUGUGUGCGUGUGUGCGUGUGUGUGUGUGUGCGUGUGUGUGUUUGUGUGUGUGUGUGUGUACACAUAUUUGUAAAGGCUGUACAGCACCGAUUCUGGAAGACAAGUUCCAGUAAAAGCUCUCUACCAUGUGCAAUAGGGCUGCUGUUAAGUCUGUAAUCUCCUAGCCUCUCCAUCCAUCAGUGCCAUCAGGCCAUGAAAAUGUUUGGUGUCUCAGUUUUGCUCCGCAGAAGAUGAAGUUGUCCUUAAGCCCUGGCGCAGGAGCAGUUCUAUUAUUUCUCCUUCAGUGUGAUGGGGUGAAGCUGACUGCAUGAGGACAACUAGAUGUGAGGGCGGCCUCCACGGUGUGUUCAUGUGUUGUUCGUCUUCAAACCAAGCUGCUGUAGUUGUAUUAGGACUGAAGUGAACCUUGUGGUGAUCAACCCAAAGCAAAGUUCUCCUUUUGUGGUGUUGAAACAACGAUGUUAGAAACCUGCUCAGUUCCCCGUGGAUUGUCUUUGCCCGGUCUGUUUCUGUUCUCCUAAAGUCCUUUAUACUGAUUGUGCGGUUUAUCCUUUCAACUUGUUCUUACUCAUUUCUAUGUGUUUAUAUGUGCUUCCCAGAAUGUGUGCGUAUAAAUGCCUACUGUACAGUUGGUUUUCAUUGUUUCUCUCCUCCUGGGUUGAUGGAAAUGAAGUUCAUGCUGCAGAAUUUAUAAAUGUAUUUUUUAUUAAAGAAUUAAUUAUUUUUUAA